Molecule: messenger RNA, 587 nt
Organism: Durio zibethinus
Lineage: Eukaryota; Viridiplantae; Streptophyta; Magnoliopsida; Malvales; Malvaceae
Source: RefSeq, a predicted model, not a curated record
AGUGCGAUGCGAUUAUUGUUGAAUUGAAAAAGAAACAAACAAUUAGCAAAAGAGGGGUUUAGGGUUUUGAGAACUCAGCAUUAGCAAUGGAGGGAUUGCAGAAUUGGGUCCGCUCUUUCUCAAAUGACACAAAAUCAGGAUCUCCUUCAUUCUUUCCCGAAGUUCCUCACAAUCUUCGAAGUGGAGGAGGAGGACCAGCUGGAGUUUCUGCAGCUGAUAGCUCUCGUGUUUUAACCACCAGGCCUCCCAGGCAAGUAGUCUCGCUAUGGACCUGUUCAAAACUUUGUGCAAUUUGCUUUGUUGCUGGAAUUGUUGUCGGUUACACUCUCAAGCGACGCGUCCGGCGCUGGGCGUCCAGGCUUCUCAAGCGAUUAAAAGAUGAUUAGUAACAGUAACUCCUUAAAUCUUCAAAUGAAAUGGUACUUGCAAUGGGUUUUUUUUUUUUCAUAGAUUUAAAAAAAAAUGCACCAAUAUCUGAACUUUAUUGAUCCUUAAUGAUCAUUGCUUUUAGUACAAAAUGUAAGAAAUUUUACAAAAUUUGUAGUGGAUAAAGUUUAUAUUUCAAUGCUAUAUAUUUUUCAUUUUCA